This is a messenger RNA of Drosophila kikkawai, 1129 nucleotides long. RefSeq lists its product as uncharacterized. The record is from RefSeq and is a predicted model, not a curated record. NCBI's taxonomy places the organism in Eukaryota, Metazoa, Arthropoda, Insecta, Diptera, Drosophilidae.
CUGUUGUCAAAAAGCUUAACCAGAAUUAUGACUUCUUUAGUUUCAACAACAGAUUCAGAGAAAAGACACGUGUAUGGUUGAUCUUGGGUUUCUUUUUAUUUUUUGGUUUGUUUUACCCCUUUUAACUUCAAAAUUUCUUUGAUCCGAAUGAUAGAUCAGCGUAAUAUUUCGGUUUAAUCAAAAUUAUGGCCGAGUUACUGCAGCCAAAGAUCUGGGCCCUCCUCUCUGUGACCCGAGUUCGGCAAGGUCUGACCUGCGCACUGCUGAAACCAUUGCGCAGUCAGAUGCACCACAGGGACCCCGAGACCUACCCCCAUUUUCCGGAGCGCACAGACAUCCAGCCGUUGAAGGCGCCAGACAACACAAAGGUGUUUGACGCCUGCUGGCAGACGAUGCGUCGCACGGAGUACAAGUGCCGCUCGGACCCAGAGUUUAACAUCCCCUCGUUCAUUAGUGAGCGCAAGGCGUGCCUGAGUGAUCCGUGCGCCAACGAUGUGCAGGCCUGGGACCUUACCCACUACCAGCCCCAGGACAUGCUGAAACGGAAGUAUCCGCGAACUUGGCAAGAGUGCGUGGUAAAGUGUCGCAAGCGCAAGAUGCAGUGCGUCCCCUUGCCGCUAAGCCCUAAGCGGCGCGCGCGCAUUGUCAAAAAGAGUCCUUGUCCGGUGAACAUGUGUGUGCUCGGAAAGCUGGAUCUCGAGCUCACCGAGCCUUGCAAGCUGAUGAAUCCCAGCAAUUGUCCGCGAUUCAAGAUGCCCAACUGCUGUGUAGAGCCCCGAGACCCGCCCAAAUGCAAGCGUCCCUUCAGGGCCGGUCUCUGCCAAAGGCGGAGGACAAAGUACCCGAGCUUCUCCGAGUGUCGCCACGAUCCCAUUCCGGACGCCGCGCCCGUUGAGUGCAACUGCCUCAUGAAGCCGUCCAUGUGCGAAGUGUGGAGGCACUACCGCAAGAAGCACUAAGAACCUAAGCUGAGCGGCCACCUGGGAAAUAUUUCAAGAGCCUUGAGCAGCUUUUAUUAAAUAAUGACCCACUAAAUUUUAAAUUGAGAUCAAGUUUGUAUGUUAAUUAAAUAUGUUAUAACUGCGAGGGUAUAUAAACUUCGACUUGGAGAAGUCGGCUUCCUGUUUUA